Molecule: messenger RNA, 1227 nt
Organism: Microthlaspi erraticum
Lineage: Eukaryota; Viridiplantae; Streptophyta; Magnoliopsida; Brassicales; Brassicaceae
Source: the annotation of a GenBank genome assembly
AUGAGCUCAACUGUUUCAAAUCCUCAAGGCAUCAUGCAACCAAGUGGUUACGGUGGCUAUGACUCCCGAAGUAGCAGCACUACUAGCUCCUUUGUGCGUCCAGAAUCAGAGUCUAACGAAAACGACGAAGCAGAGUUGGUUUCCGUGUCCUGGAAUCAAGAUUCCUGUUGUUUCGCUGCUGGAACGAGUCAUGGAUUUCGUAUAUAUAACUGUGAGCCUUUCAAGGAAACUUUCAGACGUGAGCUGAAGAACGGAGGGUUCAAAAUUGUGGAGAUGCUUUUCCGAAGCAAUAUCUUGGCGCUUGUUGGUGGUGGACCGAACUCUCAGUACCCUUCAAGCAAAGUACUCAUUUGGGAUGAUCAUCAGAGCCGUUGCAUCAGUGAGUUUGCGUUCAGGUCUGAAAUCCGUGCAGUGAAACUGAGGAGGGACCGGAUUGUUGUUGUGCUUGAACAUAAGAUAUACGUUUACAAUUUUAUGGACCUGAGACUUCUUCAUCAGAUUGAAACACAAGCAAAUCCGAGAGGAUUGUGUUGCCUUUCUCAUCAUACAAAUACGUCUGUUCUGGCUUGCCCUGGUCUUCAUCGAGGAGAGAUUCGAGUUGAACAUUUUGGACUUAACAUGGUGCAAACCAUAAACGCUCAUGAUUCUAGUAUUGCGUGCAUGACCUUGACAUUGGAUGGUUUGUUGCUCGCAACUGCCAGUACUAAGGGCACUCUGAUUAGAAUCUUCAACACAAUGGACGGAACUCGUUUGCAAGAGGUACGAAGAGGAGUGGACAGAGCAGAUAUAUAUAGCAUUGCACUUUCACCAAAUGUGCAGUGGCUGGCAGUAUCAAGCGACAAGGGCACUGUUCACCUUUUCUCUCUUAGAGUUAGGGUGGUUGGGGAGGAUGCUCACUCCACUGAAACUGCAGCGCUCCUGUCACAACAAACUUAUUCUAAUUCUCUGCAGGGCCUUGUUUCUCCAACCACUGGUACCAAUCCCGGUUCAUCUUUGUCGUUUAUGAGAGGUGUUCUACCAAAGUAUUUCAGCUCGGAAUGGUCAUUUGCACAGUUCCAUGUAUCAGAAGUCACACAAUUCUUUGCAGCAUUUGGCAGUAACAACACGGUUGCGAUUAUCGGCAUGGAUGGAAGUUUCUACAGAUGCAACUUUGAUCCUGUUAACGGUGGAGAGAUGGGGCAGCUAGAAUAUAUUCGUUUUCUGAAGACAGAAACCCGCCCGAGUUAA